AUAAUGAUAAUGGAAGUUGUAAUUCAGAUAUUACUGAAUCUGAAGAUUCCACUAUAAAUGGUACUAUAGUAGAAGAUACUAAAAUGGAAAGUCCUGAAUUAGAAGGUCUCAGAUUAGAAGGUCCCAAAUUAGGAGUUUCUGAAUUAGAAGGUCUCGAAUUAGAAAGCAUAGAAAGUCCUGAAUUAAAAGACAUGCAGGGUCCCAAAUUAGAAAACAUAGAAGGUUCUGAAUUUGAUAACCCUGAAUUAAGUUCCAAAUUUGGGUGGUUUGAAAAUGGCUCUGAAAUGACGAUUGUCUCAGAUUAUA
Molecule: messenger RNA, 306 nt
Organism: Cetraspora pellucida
Lineage: Eukaryota; Fungi; Glomeromycota; Glomeromycetes; Diversisporales; Gigasporaceae
Source: the annotation of a GenBank genome assembly